Messenger RNA from Tetrahymena thermophila SB210, 945 nucleotides. RefSeq names its product tetraspanin family protein, putative. The record is from RefSeq and is a predicted model, not a curated record. Lineage: Eukaryota; Ciliophora; Oligohymenophorea; Hymenostomatida; Tetrahymenidae. The transcript has 2 exons.
AUGUGUUGUAGCUAAAGAUUUUUUAUCAAUUUCUUUAAACUAUCAUGCUUGCUGUCCUUUAUUUUAGCUGUUAUUUGUCUUGCGAAGUCAAUAUAAUGUUCUUAGUAUGAAGAUUCUUUAUUUAUAAAUGGGCUAAAUCAUUUUAAGUCUAAUGGAUGGAUAAUUUAUAUCAGUUUAUUCUUUGUAUGCUUCUUUUUUGGGUUAAUUGGAUUGAUUUAUGCUUUUUCAUUCGCUAAAUGUAAAUGGUUAGUUUUUAUUACAAUAAUAUUAAAUCUAGUACUAAUAGGAUUUUUUUCAACGCUAAUCGCAGCUAAGACUUUAACAUCAUCAAGUAUAUAGACAUAUAUAGGAAGUAGUCUUAAUGACUGUAUGAAUUAACCAUUUUUUGCACAGUGUUAGUCAAUGUAUACUAAAUCUUUAGCUUAUUGGUGCUAACAUACUUGUCCUUGUAUUAUAAAGGAUCCUACUAAAUGGGAUCCAUUUUUUUGGAAUAACUAUGUCACUAACACGGGCAAUCCAGUAAACACAUUUUAAUAAUGCGGAGCUUUUGAUACAUUAUAUAAAUAGUCAUCAGGACUAUCUGAUUCAGAUUUCACAUAUUAUACAAAUUUUUUAAUAGCCGUUGAAUCUAAAUUCUAAUGUUCAUAAAUGUGUAGUGUUUCUUCAAUUUUUACAUUUAGCGAUGUCAGUAAUGGAAAGCCAAAUUAAGAUGAACCUUGUUACAAAUCAUAUCUAGAUUUCAUAAAUAGUUUUGUUGGAUCUUUUAGUCUUAUAGGAGCUUUUGGCACAUCUUUGAGCACCGUUUAGUUGUUUUUAUAGCUGAUGCACUUAAUUGGUUACAAGAAAAACAAAGUAAAUGUGUAAAAUAAUAAAUCUGUUUCUCUGCCUAAAAGUAAUCAUGAUGAAUCAUAUAUUAAGAAUAAAGCACAAAAAGAUGUUUUGUGA